Aspergillus lentulus is the source of this 600-nucleotide messenger RNA. The record is from RefSeq and is a predicted model, not a curated record. NCBI's taxonomy places the organism in Eukaryota, Fungi, Ascomycota, Eurotiomycetes, Eurotiales, Aspergillaceae.
AUGGUGCCCGGUCACAUAAUAUUCAACAUCGAACCCAUCGUUGGUAGCCUAACGCAAGAGCUCAUCAACAUACACCGUAUCACGCGCUCGCACGGUUACACCCGCUCCGAUCGCGGCAAUGCCGCUCAAGCCUCCCCUUCUGCUCGUCGUCUUAGCCUUCCGGCAGAUCGCAAGGGCGGUGCCCUCACUGUUGCUCCUUCCGCCUCUUUCCCUGGCCUACCGUUGUCCGGUGGUGCCGCUGCUGAGCGCGCUUCUCUUGGAAAAGGUAUACAGCGUACUGGUUCGCCCGCGAUAGAGUCAAUCCUUUCCCGUCCCUCUGUUAGGGGAAUCCCUUCCGUCACCGAGGGACCGAAACGCCAGCUCGAGGAAGUUGGUUUGGACAAAAUUACUCCCACACCUUCAAAGAAGGCCAGAGUGAAUUCUCUCAACAGCGCGGUCCUGGACUGGCCCCUUACUCGUUCUGUUCGAAGACCAGAUCACUCUUCGCGUGUGUCGUCGUCAUCUUGUUGGAUUCAUCCACCCGUUGUUCCUGCUCCGCUUCCGGGCGUUCUUCGUGUUCCCAAUGUUAUCGGUGCUUGCAAGCACCAGUGCCCCGCUUAG